Messenger RNA from Linum trigynum, 1715 nucleotides. NCBI's taxonomy places the organism in Eukaryota, Viridiplantae, Streptophyta, Magnoliopsida, Malpighiales, Linaceae. The record is from the annotation of a GenBank genome assembly.
GCUACUCACACAAUAAAAGCAACUCCAGAGCGAGAUUCUGAUCAUUAGCCUAGCUAUAAUCUCACCACCAUCACACAAAAAAAAAAGCAAUGUAUGUGACUCGUCCUCUUUCUCUGUACAGAAGCAACCCUUCGGCGGCUUCCUCGCCGCCUCCAGAAGGCCCGAACUCCGGCGUGCUGGUCAUCCAAGACGAAGAAGCUCAGCCGAAGAGGUACUGCGGGCUGGUCAACAGCAGCCGAGUCAGGGACCUGCCUUGCCCUCAGAACAAGAACCUCCAAGUUCGAUUCGUCCAGCCAAUUGGAGUGUACUCGCACGUCGAAACCCACCGCGUCGUCUUCAUCCCUGCGCUCGAUCACCCGCUCUCUGCUAAUCGUUACUACGUGAUCAAGCAGGAUGGGAAGCACAAAGGGGAAGCUUAUAGAAACUCGACGGAGGAGGAGAUGACAACUUGCUGCUUCUGCAAAUGUAUCUCGGAUCGAAAGCCGGAGCCGUUUGAGCCGCACGGAGAGGACGUUCACCAGCAGUUCGAGAUCUCCCGGCGUCGUUACUGGCAUGGAGGUUCUGGUUACCGAGCCAAAUCUGUCGCUGGAGGUGGUGGAUUCCCUCCACUUUUUCUGAGAAGAGAAGGUUGGACGCUCCAUACUUCGAAAUCUCGGGAUCUCAAGCUGGAUGAAGCACUGGGCGUGGAUUCGAACCUACGAGCUCGCCUUCCGGAUUUCAAGUCCGUGUUGUCCGGUGAGAAAACUGAUCGUGUUUCGGUGCCCAGGGUGGUGGGGAAAUGGUAUUGUCCUUUCUUGUUCGUUAAGGAAUCGGGAAUGGAUGUUCGGGAUCAGGUCGAUCGUUCGAGAUUCUACGAGAUGACGUUGGAGCAGCGGUGGGAGCCGAUUUUCAGAUGCAACAAUGGCGUCGAAGGAAAUGAUAACUCGUUCGUGAAUGUAGAUAUUUUGGUUGAGACCGAAGCGGUGAGAGUUGGUGAAAGGGAUGUGGUUGGGCAUAUGGUUGGAGAAAAUGAUGGAGUUGUUUGGUUUAGAAGCGUGGGAUUGGGCAAUAAUAAUGCAAGGGAGGAAGGGAUGAGGGUUGGGUUGAGCAAGGUGAUUGUGGAGAGGAUGAAGUGGGAAGAGGAAAGAGUUGGAUGGAGAAGUGGCGAGGGUGGGAAGAAUAGGGUGAAGAAAGUUGAGGAGUUUGGAGGUGGUGGUGGAAUCAACAAUUGGAAGAGGUUUGGGUAUUUUGUGCUGGUUGAGAGUUUUGUGUUGAGGAGAAUGGAUGGUGAUUUUCUGAUGAGUUAUGAGUUUAAGCAUAUUCAUCAAUUUAGGACAAAAUGGGAGUAGAUAAUUAUAUAGUAAUUAUAUAGUCCCUCUCCUUACAUAUAUUUUCAUUUGUAUAAGGUGUUUUGUUGGUGCUUUGUUCCGUUUAGAUAUGAAUCAUAUAAGAAAAGAAGGUAUGCUCUAUGAUUUUGUAAGAAACAUGCUUACGUUAGAUGUGGUUCUUUCCUACGAACCUCUAUUAUUUUUUAUUGUGUAAACAUAAAUGGGAUGAUCCAUAUUAAACAAUCCUUGAUUAUUUUGUCAUAAGUUAUAAUUCUCAACUAUUAUGUGUGUAUUUUUUUUUUUGUCAUGAAUUUUAUUUUCUGGGGUAGUCAUAAUCUCUUAAACAAUUGAUUUCUUAAGUUUAACUUCUAUGAUGUUAGAUCAACACAAUGAAUAGUCCCUUCAAUU